CAGGCUCCGACCAUCAAUCCAGACGCGCACUACCUGACAACCCAUUCCGACUUGGUAGCGACGUAUAUCCUUCACAGCAAGAGAGAGGCCCAGGCAACCGGGCCGCUACUGCUCAGACAUCCGCGCUAUUUGUGCGUAAAAUGCAUCAGGAAAAGUUACCAGGGGGCCUACCUCUUGUCUGCUUAGGCCGAGGACGGAUGAGGCAUUUUCUUUUCAGCAGUGAUCCCCCUCUUCAGAAACUCCGGAACAAACAAGGAAAUAUACUUUUCGUGUCGUAUUGAAUGGCCUCGUGAUCACUACUACGAUACUCCUCGGUGGGAUGAUGACAACAACUUCGCUGCUAUACACCAUCACAUACAAUGCAUUAGUUAACCCGCGAAAUGCUGCCGCGAACAUCCUUUGUUCGGAGAUUGUGACUAGCUAUGGGACUGUCUCCAGCAACUAGUAUAAAGCACGCUCUUUGACAAUGUUCGCCCAGCUUAUUGCCCUCGUAUCCGCUGCCAGUAUCGUGAGCACCGUUUGUGCCCACGGUGUCAUUUCAAGCCCGCCUCGCCGUCUGCCUGGACCCGCCUUUGAGGCAGCUUGCGGAAGUCAAAUCUACAGUAUUGUCUCUAGCGACCAGUACGGCAACCAGCAACAGGAAGAGCAGAACAUCAACUCUGAGACCACUUCGGCUUGCGAGCUCUACCUUUGCAAAGGUCUUGAGUACGCAGACAACACCAACAACGUCCAGCAAUUUACUGCCAACCAGGUCGUCCCGAUCCAGAUCGAUCUCCGCGCACCACACACCGGUGUUGCCAACGUCAGCGUCGUCGCGACCGCUUCCAACUCAGUCAUCGCCGGUCCUUUGAUCUCCUUCGACCCGGCCUAUUCAACAUCCACAGCUAUCCCUGCCAACCAGACUUCGUUCUCGGUCACUAUUCCUAACCUCAACGGUCAAUGCGCGACUGCAGGAGAAUGUGUCCUUCAAUGGUGGUGGGAUGCUAGGUCUAUUGACCAGACCUACAUGAGCUGUGUCGACUUCACCCAGUGAUCAAAAGUCAAUUUAUGCACAGUCGUCCGGUCACGGAUUUAUUGGAUGUAUUUCUUGUUAUUUUGAUACAAUGGUUUCGCCUGUAUAGGCCUUGUGAAUAUAUUUGAAAUGUUUUAUGAGU
Messenger RNA from Serpula lacrymans var. lacrymans S7.9, 1154 nucleotides. RefSeq lists its product as uncharacterized. The transcript has 9 exons. Bases 467 to 1033 code for a protein of 188 amino acids. The record is from RefSeq and is a predicted model, not a curated record. Lineage: Eukaryota; Fungi; Basidiomycota; Agaricomycetes; Boletales; Serpulaceae.